This is a messenger RNA of Hansenula ciferrii, 1212 nucleotides long. RefSeq names its product t-SNARE syntaxin TLG2 (gene TLG2). The record is from RefSeq and is a predicted model, not a curated record. Gene Ontology annotation, biological process: vesicle-mediated transport; vesicle fusion; intracellular protein transport. Gene Ontology annotation, molecular function: SNARE binding; SNAP receptor activity. The transcript has a single exon. NCBI's taxonomy places the organism in Eukaryota, Fungi, Ascomycota, Saccharomycetes, Phaffomycetales, Wickerhamomycetaceae. The coding region runs from base 1 to 1212 and encodes 403 amino acids. Gene Ontology annotation, cellular component: SNARE complex; endomembrane system; membrane.
AUGUUUAGAGAUAGAACAAACUUAUUCAUUUCAUACAGAAGAACUUAUCCACAUCAUAGUGGUCCACUUUCCAGCUCGAGAUUUGAUUCAUUGGAAGAAGAGGAAGAACUUAUAGGUGGUGAUGGUAAUAAUAAUAAUACCAAGGGGAAUCAUUUAAAUGGUGAAAAUAUUGAACUUGUGACAUUACCUCCUUCUAUUUUGGAUACAUCUGAACAGAUUGAUGAGAGUUUAGAUUUUAUAAAUGAUCAAAUCGAUAAAUUGAAUGCUUUAUACAAGAAAAAUUUAUUACCAGGUUUUAAUGAUAGAACAAUUGAUGAAGAACAAAUUGAAAAAUUAAAUUAUUCAAUAACGACUAAAUUUUUCCAAUGUAAUAAUUUGGUUAAGAAAUUUGAAGCUAUUAAAAGACAACCUGGGAAUCAAUUGAAAGCUGAUGAUUUAAAUAUGAUUGAAAAUAUGCAAAAAAAUUAUGCUUUAAAAAUUCAACAAUUAUCAUCAACUUUUAGAAAAUUACAAAAUAAUUAUAUUAAAUUUUUAAAAAAAGAUGAUUUCCAAGAUUUACCAAGUUUAAAUAAAACUCAAAAUAAAAUUGAUAAUUCAAAUUAUAAUCCUGCAAUUGAUGAAACUGAAGAACUAGAAUCUUAUUCAAAAGAGGCAAUUAAAGAAUCUUCAUCAAUUUUACAACAAAAAUCUAAUAUAAAUGAUUCAAUGAUUAGACAAAGAGAACAAGAAAUUACCAAGUUAGCUCAAGGUGUAUUAGAAGUUUCAGCUAUUUUCAAAGAAAUGCAAAAUAUGGUUAUUGAUCAAGGUACAAUAUUGGAUAGAAUUGAUUAUAAUUUAGAAAAUACAAAAGUUGAUUUACAAAAUGCAUCACAACAAUUAAAUAGAGCUCAGCAUUAUCAAAAAAGAACUCAAAAAUGUAAAAUUAUUUUAUUAUUAUCAUUAAUUGUGUUUUUAUUAUUUAUGAUUGUUAUUUUAAAACCUCAUAAAAAUACAAAUUCAAGUCCCAAACCUACUACUCCACCUCCAAAUGAUAGUGAUAAUAAUAAUAACAAUUCUGAUGCUGAUAAGAAACCUGUGGAUCAACCGUCACAUAAUGAUGUUGAAAAUAUACCAGAAAAGGAUAAAACUGAGAUGGAAAAUUUAGAAAAUAAUUUAAAUGAUGAUAAAAUUGUGGAUACUGAUAUUAUAAAUAAUAGAUUCAUGCUAAUAUGA